Molecule: messenger RNA, 1883 nt
Organism: Guillardia theta CCMP2712
Lineage: Eukaryota; Cryptophyceae; Pyrenomonadales; Geminigeraceae
Exons: 7
Coding region: 883-1875 (330 amino acids)
Source: RefSeq, a predicted model, not a curated record
UAUUUCUGGGGGAAGUGCUCGAAGAAGCUGAGGAAGCGAAGUUAUCUUCUGUUCAAGUUGGAUGAUGAAACUGUCUAUGAGUUCAAGAUGCCAGCCCAUCGAUUCAUGGGAUUAGGAUAUCUGUUCGAUUGCACCGAGAUCUACGAGUCUUUCAAGCGAAAAGACUUGUACACUCGUAAAGUUGUUCGACUUCUUUACAUGAGGCUCCUCCCUGUCAUGUUUGAAAGAUGGAUGGAGUACCAUGAGGAGUACCGCAAGAAAGCUUAUGCUUUCCAUCACUACUUCCAGAGGUUCAUGCGUAAGUGUUUCGAGGCUUUGCUCGAAAUCCAGAGCUUGGAACAAUCGGCUGAGAAUCAAGAAAAAACCUUGAAAAGAAAAGAUUCGCUGGAUGAAGAUUUGAGCGAAGAUAUGAUCUACUAUUUGAAGAACGAAAAAAGAAAGAUGAUUCAUCAGGCAAAGAGAGAAGCAAUCGGCCAGGAGAUCACAUGGAUUAUGAAGUUGAAAACUCAACACGAAACAAGUAUUUCAGAGAUGGAUAGUUAUCAUCGAGCGAGAGAAAAUGAGUCGAUUGAUCGCAUCGAAGAGCAGAGAAAGAUCUUGAGUGAAAUCAUGGAGAAAGAAAAUGACAAGUGGAGCAAGACGAUCAAAUCCAUCAGGACUCUCUUUGCUCUGGCUGUCAGUCGGAUCACGUCGGUGUACGAAUCCGUUAACAAGGAUCGGAGCAGAACGGUGAGCAGCAAGUGAGGUGCGUCAGCGUGACGGAGAUACCUGUUAGGUGUUCUUGAGGUGCUGGGCCCUCAUGCGGAAGCCUGUCUUUCGGAUCCGACUGAGAAAGGAAACAUAGUGCUUGAAAGAGCCUCCAGUGUGACGCUCUGGCAGAUUAUGAACCGAGCGUAUCUUCGAAGGUUGGUUCUCCGAUGCAGCGAAUUCAUGAGCCUAGAAAAAUCCAUACACAAGUACAGACCUCUGAAACUGAAGCAUCGCAGCUUUGUUUGCUGGCUCCAAGCGCUUGAAAUUCAAUUCAAUUACACGACCUUUGGUCUAAAGAACAAAGUUCUUAGGCGACAAGUCCUGGCUUUCCGGUUGAGCAACGCCAUGAACAAUUGGAACGACGGAAACAAGGAGUUGGCGAUACCAACAACAGCUGAGUUCUUCAGAAGCAAGAAGUUUGUGCUGCUUAGUUGGAUCGAAACACAUCAAGAAAGAUACGCCCGAAACAAAGCUCUCGCCCUCUGUCGCGUCAAGCGUGAGAUGCGGACGAAGGCAAGGUGUUUCGACUUCAUGAAGAAGCGAGUGAUUUGGAGGCAAAGAGCAAACAAGGAGUCUGUGGAUUGCUUCAUCUACAAGAACGCUUACUUCAAUCUCCUGCUCUGGAAGAAGUAUUUCUUCUCAGGUGUUCGACACACAACGACCUUGAGGAGAGCCGAAGUGCGUAGGUGGAAAGUGACGAGGUGGACAGCGAAUGCGAGCACGCUCUUGUUUCACUGCGUGGAGGAGAGGAGGUCGUUGGUGUCCUCGAGACUGAGGAAGGAGCAAACUCUACUUCUCAACGUCAUCGGCAGGGGCGAUGCGUCGGAUCAGGCAUUUCUUCAUGUUCCCCCGGCGCUCAUGGGAACUUUCUUCAACUUACGGAGGAUGCAAGUGGAGAAAGCUCUCAAGAGUGCAGAUGGACUGAUCCAAGUUGCAAAGAGACAGCUGGGUAGUAGUUUGGUCGGUUUUCGCGUGUCCUCUUGGUUCUUCGAAGCAAGAUGCAUUCACCUGCCCAUGGCGACUUCCACUCGUCUUCCUGCAACUUCAUCGUACUGGAGGAACAUACGCUCCUUGAAUGCUUUAGCGCAGCAGAAGGGGUCCGAUUACAAAGUAAAGGCCAUGUAAUAACUUGC